CCAAUUUACAACUUGACUUUGAUUUGCGUGUGCAUCAACGACACGGGGACUCAUAGAGGCCUCAUCGAGCAAAAAUGGCAUCUUUUCUAGGGUCUCUGAGAUCUACUACAUGUGCAUCAUGCAUGAAGAGGAUUUCGAGAGGCAUUGAGUCAUCGCCGAACCCUUUUGUUCAGCAAAUCCGGGGAAAGAAGAAACUUGCGCAACAAUCAUCAUCCCUGAAAGUCCGUUUGCUUCAAGAUGUCCCAAAAUAUGGACGCCGAGGUGCCAUUAUUCCCGUUGCCGCCGGCCGAAUGCGCAAUCAGUGGUAUCCCAACGGAAUGGCGGAAUAUGUUUCAACCAUACAAAUUCGCGAAUUGGGCUUAGAAGGUGCCAAGUUUGAGAGAGAUGCUACAUUCCGGCCAGACCAACCAGAGAAGAAGACUGAGAUCUGGGAGAAGAAGGAGAAGAAAGCCAAAAAGCACGAACAGAUUGGGGUUGAUGUUCCUCUUUUAUCCCCACAACGGGUGACCGAAAUCCUGACUACAGUUGUGCCUGAGAGAAUUGAAUUCUACCGCACGCCAAUUGCAGUUCCGCGGGAAGAGAAAGCAACGCCAAAGUCUCGAAGCCGGGCCGUCAAUUCUGCAGCGGCUGAUCUUGCGGCAGCUUCAGAACCCGCCCCUGGACAGGAAGUUGUCGGUAUUCACGGCUCUGUAUCAACUGCUGACAUUGCAUCGAGCAUCAAAGCGCUGCUCGGUGGGAACCAGGAGACUGCACGAGUUGUGCUCUCAGCUGAGGAUAUUCAUUUUGUCGGCCGUCGCCGGCAACAAGGCGAGGGCGAGACUGAUCGAGUCAAGGAGUUGGGUGAUUUUGAGGUGGAGAUCAGACUCAAAGGCGCGCCUGGUGUUGUGAGGCGGACGGUCUCGAUUCAGCCAGUGCAGGUGCAGUAGUCGCGCCGUAAAAACGGAACGCGGCAAAGCCAGUACGCGAAAAAUAAAUGCAAGCUGUAUGCGUGAGCGAUAUUUGUGUGGUGACAAGGUUAGACUAUUUCCGGCCGCGCCGCACAUUGGCAAUGUAUUACCGGUACAGAUUAGGCAUGAUCAACCAGAUAGAG
Messenger RNA from Xylona heveae TC161, 1090 nucleotides. RefSeq lists its product as hypothetical. The record is from RefSeq and is a predicted model, not a curated record. Gene Ontology annotation, molecular function: structural constituent of ribosome. The coding region runs from base 75 to 926 and encodes 283 amino acids. Lineage: Eukaryota; Fungi; Ascomycota; Xylonomycetes; Xylonales; Xylonaceae. The transcript has 3 exons. Gene Ontology annotation, biological process: translation. Gene Ontology annotation, cellular component: mitochondrion; ribosome.